GGAGCAUCAACUGAGUAAGAUUUUAAGACAAGAUACGCUUACCAACUCUCAAUUGCAGUGAUAAUGACUCAAAUAUUGAAAUGCAUCUUGUGUGUGUUCAUGUGUUGUACACGUAUUGGUAAUGGAGUUAUCAUUGCUCCGGUAAAUCCGGCAACCCCAGUUUCAGUGGGAUUGACAGCUACAUUGCCCACUGGUCAAAAUUCAUACCAGACAAAUGCUAUAAUCCAAUACAACCGAAUUCUUUGUCCGACUGCUAAUUAUAAUGAUGGAAAAUAUAUUGUUACUGUGGCUGGUAAUUACUUGGUGUCUGUUACCAUGAUGUCAGGCACUGUAACCGCCCACACUACUCUGAGGAAGAAUGGAGCUAUAUAUGUGUGGCUAUAUACUGGUAACCAAUAUGAUAUGGCAACUCAAACUGUCUGCAUGCAACUGAAAGUGGGUGACACGAUUUGGGUACAGAUGACCAACACGGCAUCGAUUCUCUUUGAUGUUUAUAACACUUUCACUGUGGUUAAGUUACCUUGAUUUAGAUGGAAUAUGAAGUUUUUAAAG
Molecule: messenger RNA, 552 nt
Organism: Mytilus trossulus (common blue mussel)
Lineage: Eukaryota; Metazoa; Mollusca; Bivalvia; Mytilida; Mytilidae
Exons: 3
Coding region: 64-525 (153 amino acids)
Molecular function (GO): protein binding
Source: RefSeq, a predicted model, not a curated record